Molecule: messenger RNA, 7043 nt
Organism: Pomacea canaliculata
Lineage: Eukaryota; Metazoa; Mollusca; Gastropoda; Architaenioglossa; Ampullariidae
Product: transient receptor potential cation channel subfamily M member 3-like
Exons: 26
Coding region: 538-4911 (1457 amino acids)
Biological process (GO): monoatomic cation transmembrane transport
Cellular component (GO): membrane
Molecular function (GO): monoatomic cation channel activity
Source: RefSeq, a predicted model, not a curated record
GAACCAUAGAUUGUAUUCAGUAUCUUUGGUACACAUGGGGGACUGGUUUCUAAGACGGAGACUUUAAAAAAUGGCCUUUGAAACGUCUACUGAUUGAUAACAUAUUUAAGUCUUUUGUGGUGCAUGUCAGUCGAUCAAUAUAAUAAAAUUUACAUAAAACAACAAAAGCAACUGUCAGGUGUUUUCAUAGUUUGAAAAUUAAUUUAAAUGAUAGUUGAAUUGCCUUAUUUUAUCCAUAUUUUACUUCUUGUAUAUCUAAAGUAUUUGUGAACCGUGAUACAUCAACCAAGAACUAACUUUCGAUUAUCUAACCGGAUAUACGUCAGUAAACGUCCAUGGUAGCCAUGUAAACUUCCUGUCGCCACUGCGAGGGGAGCUACGGCUGGCCGACAGAAAAAAAAAAAAGCUGGUCAAAAGACCAGUGGCAAUUAAUGAGAUGUAUGCCAUGAAUACAUACCAGUGUGGAAGGGUGGAUUUCUCUGAAAUUUCAGCAUGAUGAAGCAAAAGGGUUUGAAUUAAAACACUUCACAUCUCUGCAUGAUGGCAUCAGGUGGUAGGAGAAUCUUUCCCAUUGACGAAAUGGAGGUAACAUCCCCCUCUGUUGCCACGGGUGCAAGUGGCUUAAGUAACUUAGUGACAACAAAAGAGUCAGCAUCAUUUCAAAACACUGCAAAUAGCCCUUCAAGACAGCAGACUUUAGAAGAAGCUUACUGGACAAGCAAGCAGAAACAUGCUGGUAUACGACGUUUCAAUGCCACUCCAAAAGACACAGAUGAUCCCAAAAAUCAGAUACAUAAGGAUAUGGAAGAUUACAUAGAAAAACAUUUUCAUCAGAAGGAGUGCUUUCUCUUUGUGCCAAAACCAAACCAAAAAGUUGAUGCAGCUAAAAAUUUGAAGUGCCACUGUGGAGAGAGUCUCUCCAUGCAUGUCUGGGGACGUUCAGACAGUCCAACAUCCUAUGACUUUGUACAUCCAGACUAUAUACAAAUAGUAAAGAAACCAACAGAAAAACCACCAGAUGAAAUGAAGACAGUUCAGUGGAUGUCAGAUAAUAUCAAAGUUUCACCAUCCCGCACCUUUGGCCGAAUGACUUUUAAUGUUGAAAUGGUUGGUGGCAAGAAGCCAGCAAAGUAUAUUCGAGUCAGCGAUAAUGAUAGUGUGGAUGCCUGUUUGGACAUGAUGAAAACAUUUUGGAGGAUCAUGGAUCCUUUCCCUCCAAAUCUUGUUAUAUCUGUUGUGGGUGGAGCAAAGAACUUUCGACUAGAUGGGGAGAUGAGGGACACAUUUUCAAGUGGCCUUAUCAAGGCAGCAAAGACUACCAAUGCGUGGCUUAUAACCUCAGGAUUCAACAUGGGUGUGAUGAAAGCAGUGGGACAAGCAGUGCACGAAGGCCAGGCCUUCCUGUGGGACGAUGAUCGUAUGGUUCAUCUUAUACGCUGCAUUGCUAUCGCACCUUGGGGUUAUGUUUACAACAGGCGCUGCCUUGAACAAAAGGGUAAUGCCAGUGAUGCAUACUACCGUACAUCCAAUCAAAUCUUGCAUGGAAAGCCUGUCCCUCUGAACCCUUAUCACACUCACUUCAUCUUUGUGGAUGAUGGAUACCGCAAUCGCUAUGGAGGGGCUGCCAGUUUUCGUGCCAAGUUUGAAAAACAGAUCUACACUCCCAUUUCAAAAAAAGGCUAUGGAAUUCCAGUGGUAAUGCUACUCCUUGAAGGGGGUACCGAUGCCAUACUGGAUGCAAGUCAAUCACUGAAGGAGGGCAUUCCUGUUGUUGUUUGUUCUGGGACAGGACGAGCUGCUGACCUCCUCACUUAUGCUCACAAAAUUUUAUCCAAAGACAGAAGUGGAAAACGUAUAAUGAGUGAGCAGAUGAGAAAAAAGCUUGAGGACAAUGUGUCAGAGGCUUACAGAAAGAACUGGGGUAAUAAAGUGGAAGAGGAGCUAGAAAAAGUAAUGGCAAACAUUGAUGCUUGCCUUGAAAGAGAGAGUCGGAUGAUUUUCUUUGACUUGAGGAGAGAUGAGGACCUUGAUGUAGCCAUUCUGUCUGUGCUUACUAAAGCGGAUGCUGUAUCAAUGGCCCCAGACCAUUUUAAACAGUUGGAGCUGGCCCUAACAUGGAAUCGUGCGGACAUUGCACAGUCAGAAAUAUUCCGAGAAGACAUCAACUGGAAAACAGAGGAACUAAACGAAAUCAUGACCAAGGCCCUUCUUGAUGACAAAAUGGAUUUUGUUCGCCUCUUACAUAACCAGGGUGUUUCGAUGAAAGAAUACCUCACAGCAUCUCGUUUAGAAGAGCUCUACACCAAGAUUCCCAAGCACCAUUUCCUAAAUGACAUUCUAAAACGUCACAGCCACAAGAGUGACUUUGGACUAGAAGACAUUGGAGCAUUUCUUGUCACACUUCUGGAUCGCUAUGAUGAUGACAAGCUUACACCAAAUGCCAAAAGAAACCCAAGACGUAAUAUUUCAAGGCAUGACACAGCCAAGUCAUUCCGAAGCAGGCGUUUAAUUGAGACUGACACUGAACCAGAGGAAGAAGCUGAGCAGUUCAAACGACCUUACAAACAGUUACUCAUCUGGGCUGUCUUGCUGAACAGGCCACGACUUGCACAGUUUUUCUGGGAGAUGGGAGAGGAGCCAAUAACCAGUGCUCUGUCAUGUACACAGCUGUGUGUGGGUUUGAAUAGACUUAUUCCAAAACACCUGUCCACAAUCAAGGCAGAGUUUCUCGAAAUGAAAAAAAUGUUUGAAGUGUUAGCAACCAAGGUUUUGGAUGAGUGCCAUGCCAGAAGCCCCGACAAGGCUAUCAUGCUGGUGGAGCGCCAGUCGCCAAUAUGGAGUCACCUGACAUGCCUACAGAUUGCAGCAGCUGCGAACGAUCAAGUUUUUGUGUCAUCGGCAGGAUGCCAAAACUCCAUCAACUCAACUUGGAAAAAUGGAGUUCUUGCAGACUGGAGAAGGGUGCUUAUGACAGCUGUUUUUCCAGCCCUGAUAUUUUUCAUGAUUGAGUUUGUUGACAUUGGCAGCAGAAAACUUGGACCUUGUCAGAAAGUCUUUGUCUUUUUCACAUCACCUAUCACUACCUUUGCUUAUUUCACAAUGAGUUACAUCACCUUCUUGGGGCUUUACACCUACAUGCUUUUAGUAGACUUCCAGAGACAUCCUUCUGGACUGGAAUAUGUUCUCAUGCUCUGGAUUUUUUGCCUGUUUGUUGGAGAAAUACACACACUUCUUGCAUUCCCUUCUGCAACACUCAAGAGAAAACUGCAGGAUUCCUUUACUAUCCUGAACUGGCUGGAGCUGGUCAACAUGGUGCUUGCCUUUGUUAGUUUUGGUUUGCGUAUCAAUGAUGUCUUCUACGCAGAGGCCAAGACAAUCUACUGCACUAAUGUUGUCAUCUUCUACAUCCGGAUCAUCCAGGUGUACACAUCAAACAGUCAUCUAGGCCCCAAACUCUACAUGAUCAUCAGAAUGGUGGAACAGCUUGUUAUGUUUUUGUUGGUGCUGAUUGUAUUUUUGGUGGCAUAUGGUGUCGCAAGCCAAGGGCUGCUGUAUCACAGACGCAUUCCUGACUGGUCCAUUCUUCGUGAUGUUAUAUACUUCCCCUACUUUCAGCUCUUUGGAGAGCUUUUCCUGGAUGAAUUUCAGACUGAUAACACCUGUAUUUCUGUUUUGAGCAAUGACACUGAUUUGGCACCUUAUGACAAUACAUGUCGUACAUACUCAGGACUUGUACCUGUUCUUCUGGGACUGUACUUGUUGGUUGUUAAUGUUCUCCUGCUCAAUUUGCUUAUUGCUAUUUUCAGCCAUGUGUUUGAGACUGUGGAGAAAAAUGCAGUUGAAAUAUGGAAGUUCCAGAUGUAUUUUCUGGUAAUGGAGUUUCAGACAAGAGUGAAACUUCCACCACCUGCAUCCAUCUUUCUGCACAUCUAUUCAUUGUGCAAAUGGUUAUGGAGAAAGAUUAAUGCCAGACAAAAACAGCAUGCUGAACAAUACCAGCAGCGCCAGCUUGAAUACCUUGCACUAUUUGAAAAAGAAAUGAUGGCCAACUACCUGAGACGUGUAAAGUCUGAGUCCAUGGACUCUGUCCAAGUAAAGUUCACUAAGCUACAGAAACGUGUGGAUUUGCUGACCAAACAGAUCGAAGACAGACAUAUACAGGAUGACAAGCAAGGAACUAUUCACUUCAGUGACAGUUUCAAAGCAAAUACUUUGCGUGAAGAGUCAUGGCCUGAAGGUCAGCUGCCAAAAGAAUUAAUUCCAGAUGCUAAAGUGACUGCCAAACCACCCAGACCUCAUGUGAGUGAGAAGGAUAUCUCGAAAGAAGAAAAACAUCUGGAAACAGCAGACCACAAGGAGAAUCCACUAAAUCUUAACCUUCAAGAAAGAGAAGAGAAGAAGAAACACAAGAAAAAGAAGCACAAAAAGAAGCACAAGGAAGAAGUAUCACAGGAGCGUAACCUGGAGAAAAAAGAACUUAAUAUCAACAUACCAGAAGCAGACUUUAAGCUCUUACCAGAGAAAAAGAUGUCAGAACAUAGUGUUGUUGGUACAAAAAAACUUGCACGCCUAUCUCCCUCUCAUGAAGAAUCUGCGGCAUUGUUCCAUAGACCAGAUUUUGCCUCACCUGUGGAACCCAAGAGAAAUGCCGAAAGUCUUUCUCUGGGUGAUGAGUCUGACCUGGACGAAGCAGUUGAGAGGCAGCAGAGGUCACCACAGCGGCGAAAGAGCCGUGGGUCUCUGAAUGCAUUGGCUCAAUCUCAGCGCACCAUGCAAUUACUUGAUGACACCGAGUCGUCCUCUGAAGACAAUGCUUACAGACGCAAGGGAUCUGAAAAUCGUAAAUAUCGACGCAAGACACAUCGAAGCCACAAACAGAUUUCACGACAGAGAAACGAUGAUGACAGUUAAAAGGUCUGGGAAUACACAAGCAAUGAUCUUAUUUCCUGUAAAACUCCUUUUACUGAUACAUCAGGUACAACAGCAUAGUACUCACACUUAAGAUUGUUUUUAAACUUCAGUGCCAUAAUGAAGACUAUAAAAUAAUUAUUUACAAAAUGAAGAGGAGGGGGCUGCCAUAUGUUUUAUUUCAUAUACAGUAUACAGUUAAGAGUCCUUUUGCUGUUUUGCUUUGUUCUGUAACAUUCUUUAUUGUUUACCUAACUAUCCAGGGAAAAUUAAAUUAUUUGUGAAAGAGUGCAUGUAUAGUGGACAAAUUAUACCCUUCUGAGAUUAUGUCUUUAUAGAUUGCUAUUAUGAUUUUAAACCUUUUUUAGCCUUCCCUGCUGAAUAUUGUGUAAACAUGAAAGCAAACUGAACGGAGAAAGAGAACUAAUUUUGCAAAUGUUGUUUGCUAUUUGACAUGUAUUUUACAUGUAUUAUUCUUCAUCUUGCCUCCCUUUGACGGGUUUUAUCAUGGACCAUGACUGCUGUAGUUUUGUUGUAGUUAUAUGCACGAUCUCCUAUUUACAAAUGUGAAAGUUUGUGUUUAUAAUGCUUGAAACAUUUUUGGAGGAACUAUCUGACUGGUUUGGCCGUAUUUAAAAUCUGCCUUUACGGCAUCAUCACACAGAUGAGAUUGUUGUUAAAGUUGCUGUAGUUUAGUAGGUUUGGAAGCAGUAGGUCAGGUUUCCAAAAGAAGGGGAAUUAAUUCUACAAAAUAAUAGAGAACCAAAUAACAUUAUACAUGGAAGCAAGAAUAAUGGUAUGAAAAGAAUAAAUAAACUGCAACCAGGCUAGUAAGUGACAUUGAAAAUUUCAAUGCUGGCAUUAAAGUACCAGCAGUGACAGUAUUGUCACCUUUUGUUCAAUCAAUUAGAGCAAAGCUGUUGAAUUUGCUAUUCACUAAUUUAUCAAAUUCUGUUGGGAAAUUAGAUGAAAUUACUGAUUGCCAGGUAAAGCAUACUAUUGAUUGAUUUUGGGAAGCCAACAUUUCCAGCUGUAACCACAUGAGAUUUGUCAGAUACAUAGUUGAUAGACUUUGAAAAGAGACAAGGAUGUAAAAACGAAGGAUUUUGGUAGCAAAAUAAACCGAUUGAAUAAAGUGUGAAAUGUGAAUUUUAGAUGAAGUGGGGAGAGAAGAGAGAUGAUAUGUUUUGUGUAUGAGAUUUAACUUUCUGUGAGUUUUUAUUGGAACAAGUUUUGUAUUUCUCUAGAUUGUUUAUAGACUAUAGGCUUCUAUGGUUUCUUGGUUUAUGGGGAAAAUGAAAUGUGCUUUGUCAUGAUAUUUUAGCCUGCAAUUUUUGCUGGAGCAAAACCUGAACACAUGGCAUCUUGAUAUUCUAAUCUCAUAUACAUUAUAAAGAACUGUCAUGGUAUCCUUUCCAAUGCAGUUUAAAGGAAGAAAGAAUCUCUUAUUCUAUAGAAUCUCAGCUGUCAUGUCAUGUUUUUUCUCAUGACCAUUAAAUGGCCUUUCUGAUUUGAUGAUGUGCUUAUUGUUAUUGUUGUUGUUUUAAUACUGUUGGGAUACAGAAGCAUUGGGAUGCACAACAUUGUUUCUGUUUUAUAUAUGAGAAUACCUCAUGUUUUAUUGGUUUUGGAAAUAUUUUGCUCAGAGUAUGCUUCUGUAAGCAAUAGUUUUCUUAUGAGCAUUUUUGCAGUUUACAGUGUUGUGAUCAUAAUCAUAUAUGUAAAGUUAUUACAUAUCCAUAGGAAUAUAAGCAGCAGACUUUCUUUGUGUUGCUGAAUAAUGUUGAAUAUAUGCAUGAUUCUUCAGUGAUGAGAAGAGUUCAGUUUUCUGGCACUGCUGUUGACAAUGAAUUUUUAUUUUGAUGAAAAACAUUUUUCUAAUAAUUUAUUUUUGUCGGUCACUACGCUGCAAAGCCUAUGCUCAACAUUUAAAAAUCUUGUGUAAAAUUUUUGCAAGUAUUUUAUAUUUAUGGCACCUUUCACCAUUUUAUGAUUUGCUUUUGAACUUUACUUAAACAUGUUUAUUUAAGGAAAUAUAUCUGAGACUAUUCUUAUAAGACAUGAUAUUAAACGUUCAAUUUGUAUUGAAAUUUGAGAUGCUUAUUUAACAACGGCAAAUAAACAAUCCUUUUAUC